UCCCCGCUCCGCCCAGCUCGGCACCGCGGAGCGCACCAUGCCCGCCGCAGCCGGCCCCGGCCCGGGGAGCUCGGCCGCCCCGCCGCCCGCCCGCCUCUGCCUGCUGGCCCUGGCGCUGCCGCUGGCGCUGACCGGGCGCGGGGCCGCGGCCGAGCCCUCCCGCACCGUCUACACCAACCACUGGGCCGUGCGGGUGCGGGGGGGGCCCGCCGAGGCCGCCCGCCUCGCCGCCGCCUACGGGUACAUCAGCCUGGGGCAGAUUGGGAGCUUGGAAAACUACUACCACUUUCACCACAGCAAGACAUUUAAGCGCUCGACGCUGAGCAGCCGGGGACCACACAACUUCCUCCGCAUGGACCCCAAGGUGGACUGGCUGCAGCAGCAGGAGGUGAAGCGGCGGGUGAAGAGGCAGGUCCGAGGCGAGCCGCACGCCCUGCCCUUCAACGACCCGGUGUGGCCCAACAUGUGGUACCUGCACUGUGGCGAUAAAAGCAGUCGCUGCAGGUCGGAGAUGAACGUCCUGGCAGCCUGGCAGAGGGGCUACACCGGCAAAAACGUGGUGGUCACCAUCCUCGAUGAUGGCAUAGAGAGGAAUCACCCCGACCUCCUGCAAAACUACGACCCUCUUGCAAGCUAUGACGUCAACGGGAACGACCACGACCCGACUCCGCGCUACGAUGCCAGCAAUGAGAAUAAGCACGGCACUCGCUGCGCAGGGGAAGUGGCAGCGGCGGCGAACAACUCGUACUGCAUCGUGGGCAUUGCCUACAACGCGCGCAUCGGAGGCAUUCGUAUGUUAGAUGGCGAUGUAACAGAUGUUGUUGAAGCGAAGUCGCUUGGCAUCAGACCCGAUUACAUUGACAUUUACAGCGCGAGCUGGGGGCCAGAUGAUGAUGGGAAGACAGUUGAUGGACCUGGUCUAUUGGCCAAACAGGCUUUUGAGCAUGGCAUUAAAAAGGGCCGCAGGGGCUUGGGGUCCAUUUUCGUCUGGGCAUCGGGGAACGGCGGCAGAGAGGGUGAUUACUGCUCCUGUGACGGCUACACCAACAGCAUCUACACCAUCUCCAUCAGCAGCACCACCGAGAACGGCUACAAACCCUGGUACCUGGAGGAGUGUGCCUCCACCCUCGCCACCACCUACAGCAGCGGGGCUUUUUACGAGCGGAAAAUAGUCACCACGGACCUCCGGCACCGCUGCACAGACGGCCACACCGGCACCUCCGUGUCCGCUCCCAUGGUCGCGGGCAUCAUCGCCUUGGCUUUGGAGGCAAACCCCCUGCUCACCUGGAGGGAUGUCCAGCAUCUGCUGGUCAAAACCUCGCGGCCGGUGCACCUGCGAGCGGCCGACUGGAAGACCAACGGCGCGGGGCAUAAAGUUAGCCAUCUAUAUGGCUUCGGUCUGGUGGAUGCAGACGCUAUUGUGGUUGAAGCCAAGAAGUGGAAGGCAGUCCCUCCCCAGCACGUCUGCGUGGGAAGCCUGGACAGGGUGCCCAAGUACAUCCGAGCGGAUCACGUGCUGCGCACCAGCACCCUCAGCAGCGCCUGCGCCGAGCACCGCGACCAGCACGUGCUUUACCUGGAGCACGUCGUGGUGCGGCUCAGCAUCUCGCACCCGCGCCGGGGCGACCUCCAGAUCAGCCUCAUCUCUCCGGCGGGGACCAGGUCGCAACUUCUCGCCCGGAGGGUGUUUGACCACUCCAACGAGGGGUUCAAGGGCUGGGAGUUCAUGACUGUCCACUGCUGGGGGGAGCGGGCGGCAGGGGAGUGGACCCUGGAGAUCCACGACACGCCAUCCCAAGUGCGCAACCCCGCGGUGCAAGGGAAGCUGAAGGAGUGGAGCCUCCUCUUCUACGGGACGGCCGAGCACCCCUACACGGCGCUGGGCAGCCCCCAGUCCCGCGGGAGGACGCUGGAGGUGCCGGCGUCAGAGAUGGAGCCAUCGAGAGCCGCCUUCCUGCAGAGCCAGGUGGAGGUGGUGGAGGAGGAAGAGGAGUACACGGGUCCGUGCCACCCCGAGUGCGGCGACCAGGGCUGCGACGGCCCCAACGCCGACCAGUGCUUGAACUGCAUCCACUACAGCCUGGGCAGCGUGAAAACCGGCAGGAUGUGCGUGAGCUCGUGCCCCGCGGGGUUUUUUGGUGACAAAGGUGCCCGAAGAUGCCGCCGGUGCUACAAGGGCUGCGAGCGCUGCAUCGGGAGGGGACCGACCCAGUGCACGACGUGCAAGCGGAACCUCUACCAUCACCAGGAGAUGAGCACCUGCGUGGUGCUGUGUCCGCCCGGUUUUUACGCCGAGGAACGUCAGAAACGCUGUCUGAAAUGUCAUCAAAGCUGUAAAAAAUGUGUCGGCGAAGCAGACAAAUGUACUGCAUGCAAAGAGGGAUUCAGCCUGGCAGGAGAGAGCUGCGUGCCGGAGUGCCAGCCCGCCAUGUACCUCAGCCGGGAGCCCCGGCGGUGCGAGACCUGCUCUGCCAGCACAGGGCUGGGCGAGGAGGACUGCGCACCCUGUGCCCCCGAGGCCCCUGCACCCCACUGGCGCUGCGUCCCCGCCUGCCGCGAGGGCUUCUACCCCGCCGACAGCCACGGGCUGCCCAACAAAGUCUGCAAGAGGUGCGAUGACCACUGCUCAGCCUGCGAGGGCUCCAGCGGAAACUGCCUCAGGUGUAAAGAAGGUUUCAGCCUCCUCGGCGGCUCCUGUGUAACAAAUGAAACCUGUACCAACGCUGACAAGACUUUCUGUGAGAUGGUGAAAUCAAACAAGCUCUGUGAAAAGAAGCUGUUUGUGCAGUUCUGCUGUCAGACGUGUCUUAUGGCCGGGUAAAGUUCAGCGGCUGCAUCCAUCCAGGACUUCCACCAACUGCCAGCCCAGUUUUGCCAAAUGUUUAGGACGAAAGUUUAUUUUUUCAGCUUUGGGAGAGUUUACAUGGUGCUGUCAAGCAUUCGCUCGUAAGUUUGAUAGCUUUAAUAUCACUGUCAGCGCGUUUCUAUAGCAAUAUGUUAAGCAGAGAUUGGAUUGUACCCUGAAUGAUCGAGUCCUGAAAGGCAACAGACAAGCGGUGAUAUUAAUACUCUCAAACACUCCUCGUGAGCAGGGACCGAUGCAUGAUCCAUGUACACAUGCUUGGUUCCUUGAGAAAUCCUACUGAUCUGCCCGCUCCGAGCAGCUGGCGGGAGCCCUCGCUGCAAAGGAUGCAGGACUUCCCACGUCUGCGAAGAAAGAGCCGUUUCUGGCUCAAUUUUUGGUACCCUUUUCUGCUAGGUGACGGCUGAUAUAAACCUGCAUUGCGAACGGCCGGCGCCGUGCUCUGUACAUACGUAAAACGAUGAAUUAGGUGUUUCCCGGAGCGGUGCCCUAAAGCCCGCUCUGGCACUCCUGUUCGGAUGCGGUCGGUAGCUGUUUCUCUCUGGCCGUGGCAAUAACUGGAGAUUUGAGGACCAAAGCGAGAGCUGGUCCCCAUGGCUCUGCACAUGUGUCAGCCCAGCGAGUCCGGCGGGGCUUUGCCUGGCAGGUAAUUGCAGGCAGGCAAAACCCGUGUGCCUACAGGGAGUCUUACGGACUCAGGGGGCUCGUCUGUACGGACCGGCCUGUGGGGUCACAGCCUUACCAUGAAAUGUAUUUCCCUCCUGGAACUGCUAGUAAGUUGCUGAUUAAUUCAGUUCUGGAAUGAGCUAGAUCCUUCCUCUAAAUGAGAUGGUGUCCCAAUUAAUCUCUUCCGGCAUUUUGCGUUACGAUCCUUCCCCUGUUGUGCUGCGUAUACCCCUCUCUCUUACAAAAUCCUCCUGUCCACAGCAGUGAUUUUUCUUGGGCAUCUGUUUCCAAAAGAGACAUUCCAGGGAUCCAGCCAGGAAACUCGUAAUUCUACAAAACCCUUCCCCGAAACAAACCUUGUCAUGCUCUCUCUUAAUAGUAAGUCAUGUGGUGUUUAUAUAAUUGUGUUUAAAAUAUCCUUGGCUAUGUUGUUUUACAGAUUUUUAAAAAAUAACUUAUACAAUCCUUGUUUUUUCUCUGUAGACUAUUUUUUAUAUGGGAGUGGGGAAUCUUUUUGUGUCUUAUGUCCUUCUCCUUUUCUCCUCUCUGACCUUGCAGAGCCGCUCUUUGCACCAGAUGUAUGUAAACACUCUUUCCUACGCUUCGUGUUCUGAUUUUCAUUGUUAAUAGUUUUAACGAGUUAAACCUUUUGCCAAUGAAAUUCACAGUACGAAUUGUCACCGGUUCCUCUUGGAGCUGGGAUAAUCCAGGAUUGGUUUCGGUUGCAACGACGCGCGCCCUGCCUGGGCUUGCCCGCUAGAGCUUACCUCAGCCGGGUGAAGAGGGGAGAGCCACACCAUCACCAGUCCUCACCUGCCUGGACCAAACCCAAGGAAAGAUGGAGCUUUGGUGAACUGACCUUUAAGUUAAUAAACUAUUGAUCUCCCCUGAC
Molecule: messenger RNA, 4421 nt
Organism: Grus americana (Whooping crane)
Lineage: Eukaryota; Metazoa; Chordata; Aves; Gruiformes; Gruidae
Gene: PCSK6
Product: proprotein convertase subtilisin/kexin type 6
Exons: 21
Coding region: 38-2821 (927 amino acids)
Biological process (GO): peptide hormone processing
Cellular component (GO): membrane; cell surface
Molecular function (GO): serine-type endopeptidase activity
Source: RefSeq, a predicted model, not a curated record